Messenger RNA from Nothobranchius furzeri (turquoise killifish), 1060 nucleotides. It is a transcript of the gene pi15a, whose product is annotated as peptidase inhibitor 15a. Gene Ontology annotation, cellular component: extracellular region. The record is from RefSeq and is a predicted model, not a curated record. NCBI's taxonomy places the organism in Eukaryota, Metazoa, Chordata, Actinopteri, Cyprinodontiformes, Nothobranchiidae.
AUCUCGGAAUAUUCUGGCAAUCUACAACACAAAAUGAAGCCCCAGUUAUUUGCUGUAGACUUCAUCCUCCUGUGCGUAUCUUGCGGGGCAAGUGCACUGGCAACAAGUGUUCUUGCAGCAUCCACGUCCUCUCCGAGUGCCAACAUCACCAGUCUGGGCACAGCGCAUCGCUUUGGAAAAGAUGAGCCAGCUCCUUCCAAAAGCAGGAGGAAGCGUUUUAUUAGUCAGAAUGACAUGAUCGCCAUCCUCGAUUACCACAACAAAGUCAGGGGCAGGGUGUUUCCUCCAGCAUCCAACAUGGAAUACAUGGUGUGGGAUGACACAUUAGCAAAGACAGCGGAGGACUGGGCUCACUCUUGCUUGUGGGAGCACGGACCGCCUCACCUCCUCAGGUUCCUGGGUCAGAACCUUUCUGUCAGGACGGGACGCUAUCGGUCCAUUCUCCAGCUGGUGAAGCCCUGGUACGAUGAGGUGAAAGAUUAUUCCUUUCCUUACCCUCGUGACUGCAACCCUCGCUGCCCUCUCAGGUGCUACGGACCCAUGUGCACCCACUACACACAGAUGGUGUGGGCAACCUCUAACAAGAUCGGCUGCGCCGUCCACACGUGCCACAACAUGAACGUAUGGGGGUCAGUGUGGAAAAGGGCAACGUAUUUAGUCUGCAACUAUUCACCGAAGGGUAACUGGAUCGGAGAGGCUCCUUACAAGGUUGGUGUGCCCUGCUCCGCCUGCCCUCCCAGCUAUGGGGGCUCGUGUAGCAACAACAUGUGCUUCCCAGCACUCAAGACAAACUACCUGACUGGUUCAAAUAAACACCAGCUUCCUCCCAACACAAGCUGAUGACCUAUAGCACCGUGGAGACAUUGAUUUAAUCAAGUACGGAUUUGCACAACUGCCAAGCACCACACUAUUUUGUAUAUAAGGGCUUAUUUAAAGGUAGGACCAAACAUGUGAAGGCGAUUUGAUAACAUGUAAAUAACUUGUACAUUUAUUUGUUGUGAUUGUGUCAAAUAUCUACGACUAUUAUUGAUAAUGAAAUAUAUAUAUAUAAAUAUAUUUA